Pisolithus orientalis is the source of this 168-nucleotide messenger RNA. RefSeq lists its product as uncharacterized. The transcript has a single exon. The annotation marks the transcript as partial. The record is from RefSeq and is a predicted model, not a curated record. NCBI's taxonomy places the organism in Eukaryota, Fungi, Basidiomycota, Agaricomycetes, Boletales, Pisolithaceae.
CUUGACCCUGAUGACAAUGUCUUCCCUGCAAUGGGGGCUAAUGGUGUUGUACAGCCCUGUGAGCCAAUCUCACAUGAUGCCAUGCAACAGUGGAUCAAUGAAGCAACAACUGGUGCAGGAAUUCAAGGCUCCUUCUUGACCCAUUGCUUUCAAUGGGGUGGAGCAUAG